Messenger RNA from Rhipicephalus microplus (southern cattle tick), 5920 nucleotides. RefSeq names its product SIN3-HDAC complex-associated factor. NCBI's taxonomy places the organism in Eukaryota, Metazoa, Arthropoda, Arachnida, Ixodida, Ixodidae. Gene Ontology annotation, cellular component: Sin3-type complex. The record is from RefSeq and is a predicted model, not a curated record. Gene Ontology annotation, biological process: negative regulation of cell migration.
CUCAACUGUUUGCGCCGAGCGUCGGUGGUGAAGCCGUUCCUGCGGAGUUGACCGAGGACCGUUUGGAGGAGUUGGUGACCGGGCGGCCAUGUUUAGCUUCCACAAGCCCAAGAUCUACCGCUCUGCGCUCGGCUGCUGCAUCUGCCGAGCCAAGUCGUCCUCGUCGCGAUUCACUGACUCCAAAAAGUAUGAGGCCGAGUUUGCGCGCUGCUUCCGCAUUGUGGCUGAGGAUCGCCGCUCUGGCGAGAUCUGCAAUGCCUGUGUGCUUCUGGUCAAGCGCUGGAAGAAGCUCCCACCCGGUACCACCAGAGACUGGCAUCAUGUGGUUGACGCGAGGGCAGGGCCCGGGACGAAGUCGGGGAACAAGGGCAAGGUGAAACCGCCAAAGCGGCCGCUCAAGAAACACCAUCGACUGACCGCGGAAAAGCGGUGCAAGCUCGACCUCAGUGGUGGCGCCCUCUCGGAUGACAUCACGAAGCCAUCUUCCACUGCUUGCUUCUUCAUUGCUUUGACAGUCGGCGACGAGAGCCUGAGCGAGUCGUCGAUGCCUUCACCGCCGGAGAGCCGGGCAGCCAGUCCAACGCCAAGCAACUCCUCCGAAGACUCUGGCAUCCUGGACGAGGACGAGGAGGAGUACGACGACGAGGACCGUCGGCGGAGCUGUCGCACCAUGAAGCCACGGCCGUCUAAAAAGAAAAAGAAGAAGCGAAAGCAGCGAGGCAGCGGGAGCAGCCGUAGGGACGACUACGUGGUAGACUCGUCUGCCAACAGGCGGGGCAAACUGGCAACGCCAUUCAAGAUCUCCUCGUUUCUGGACAUGAGCUUCUGGAGGAAGGAGAAGGUCUGCUGCGGCAUCAUCUUCAAAGGUCCGCACGGUGAAGUGUUGAUCUACCCCAAGCUCCUCCGGCCCUGCCGAUGCAGACGGCGGCGCCUCGACAACGCCAAGGUGCCGGAAGACUGUGCCGACGGCGGCACCCGUCUCGCAGCAGAGGACGUCGAUACCACGACGGCAAUGCCAAUAAACGUCGCCUCGCCAUCCUCUGUUGCGGACUCAUCCGCGCCGGUGACCGCGAUGUUGACGAUGUCCGAGGCAUCACCGACGGACGACUUGGGCACAUCCGCAGCACUUCUCUUUCCCACGCCCGAGAUUUCUGACUGCAACCCAAGCAGUCCAGAUGCCUCCGAAAACCUUUCACGCGGUUCCACCUCACCAGAUGGUGCCAGCGAUUAACGUUGGCUUAUACCUUAGGUUGUCCCUCAAAUUUUUUUUUUCGCUUACAUUUGUUUUUUGUUUUGUAUUUAUUUCCCCCUCCACCCAUGUUCCCCUUGUUAGAUUCAUCCUCAUUUCGUAAUCUCAACUGUAUAUUCCCACCUUCCUGGCAUAUCCAGAUACCCCAGUCCCUCCAGACCUGUUAAUCAUGCCCUGCACUCUGAGCUAAUUUAUUUGCCAUUAAUUUAUUCCCCCAUUAUGACAAAUGCUAGCUGUUUAUUUCGGUUGGCAUGCUCGGUUUCGAAAAGCUUCUUCAGAUGGGGAAUUGUGGCACAAGCAUGAUUAUGUUUUUCGAUCUAUCGCUUUUGUGCCUGUGUUUUUAAGCUCAGUGUUGCACGUUAUGCCUUGUUGAUCUUCUUUCAUAUUUUUGAAACAUCCCUUUUGAUGUGUCUCUCUUUUUUUUUUUUUUGGCACAGUGCUGUAUCAUCUGACUUGGAGUAAGGCUUGCCCACUGAGUUUAAGUGCUGCCGCUGUUUUCAAACUUUUCUGUGCCAGUCAUGUUCUUACCAUAACGUUGCGGCUGUAGCAACCAUGCCACACCGUGUGUCAGUUUUUGUUUUGUUUGCAUCCCGUUGUUAAAUUUGACACUUUCUCUUUUUUACGAAUGAACUUCAAUCACAUUUGACGCCUGGGACAUUACGCAGGGCAGUUUGUGCAAGGUUUUAUGCCAUAAUAGAAUUUCAAGUCUUCGAACUCUUGUUUUAGUAUACACACAGGAAACUCACAGUUCGCUGCUCACCCCAGCAUGAUUUUUCCAGAAAACUGUUUUGCAUUGGUUGUAAUAGAGCAACGGAAAUGUGCAAUUGCUCAUUUUGCCCCGAUACGCUUCCACACAUUUUAUUGCUUCAACUUGGACCAAUUUUGGAAGCUACGUCAUUUAUUCUUUGCUUUUAAAGCCAGCGAGUGCAGUUUUCAAAUAGUACAUUCCAAGCCUUGCAUAAAUGCGUCUAUGUUUUGUUACUGAAAUUUUCUUCUGCUCUUCUCAGAUUGCUGGGGAAGUAAUAUAACGCCUGUACGAUGAGUUGCAACAGGCGUCGUUUCCAUGUAAUUUUGUAUCCGGUUGUGUAGCUUUGUUAUGUUUGCAGGCUGCUGAGUACCUCGAAUGUCAGAAAAGAUUAUGAUGUUCCUUUUUUUUUUUACUUCACCUUUGACAGGGGUAUGUGUAAUCGCUUCAUUUCAGGAACAAAAAGAAAUACAGGGAGCUGCACUCGCGCAAGUUACAUUGUCAUUUACACCUCAUUGUGACAACAAGUACAUCAUAGUGGUGAUGGAGGAAGAGCACACAUCACUUCUUCGUCAAGUGCAUUCUCUGCAUGGGGGUGGUUGUCGUUACGUUUCGCGGCAACGUCGCAUCAUGACGGAGCUUGCGACUUACGUCCCCGGUGUUUUUGGUUCAGCUGGGGGUUUUUUAUCCCUCGCACCCGCGACCCAUGAAGCAGUAUUUCGCCAUCUAGUUGGUUCCUGACCAGCUCCUUGGCUGUCACCAGCCUUGCUCACCACAAAUAUGCACAAUUCCGACAGGAGGUGAUGGAAGUGGUUGCACCGAAGAACGCCUUGUCCCAAGACUUGUCCUGAACAACAGCGUGGUUGUCCCUCGCGGAAAGAAAAAAAAAAGGUGGCGUGCAGGUUUUUUUUACCUAUGAAUCGAAGAAGGCGAGCAGCCAAAGCGGCGGGCGCAUCGAGUCGAAGCGUCUCCGUCACGAUCCGUCACUCUCCUCGGGCACCUUUGCCCUGUCGCGGAAGUUGGUGUUGCUCCGCUGCAAUGGAAUAUGCAAGCUUUCUACAUGCUCAUAAUACCAUCACCACUCGCUGCGGGCUUGCCUCCGAGCGAGGCGGCGAAGGCCCCUCGGUCAGCGCUCCGUCGGCAGGCUGUGAUUCGUUUCACACGAGCAGACUCGUGUCAUGAAGUCUCAAAGCUGUGUCGAAACUGAGCUAGAACUCUUUGUCCUGUCUUCCUCUUGCAGAUCACAAACGCAUAAAGGGGCGUCACAGAGGCUGCUAAGCUCUGUAACCCUGCGAUGCCUUGGAAUGCUGUCUCAGAUGCGUUUCCAGCCGGGCUCGGGGGUUGUGGGGAAGGCAGAUGGCUCAAACGUUGAGCGCCUCUAGCACUGAAGACGCGGACGAGCUUAAUUUUCUUCUUUCUUUAGUUUGUCUGUCCUUUACGACCGCGAGUAGAAAACGUUAUGCAGAACCGGUCACCAGGCCUCAUUGUCGAGGCCAGUCGGAGGGCUCAGGGAGUCUUUAUAAAGGCGACACCACCAUGUAACACAUUUUUUCCAUUUUUGUACUCUAGUCAGAAGGAAAGUCGGACUGCCGUCACCAGGUGGCGGUGGUAUGGACAAAAAAAAGAAAAAAAAAGAGCUGUCUCAUUUGAGACGCACCCUGUUUGAGUUGAUGAGGAGUAAUCUAAGCACCGAUGUUGCUCACAACAGGCGUGAUCGCGAUGAAUCAUGGUGAAGAAUUGGGGAUGAACUGAUCUCGAGUUGACAAGACUGCGGAUUUUUCGGGGGGCUUCGAAGACUGGCAUAGGUAAGGCUAUUUGUGGUUUGGCAGGUUUGUGCGGCUGGCUGUUAUUGAACAUGUGCUGUGAAAGAAGAGCGUCUCGGAGACUGCAUUCAGUUUGGCGUUCCUUUCUUCGAUGCAGUUCUCUCUCUCACCGCUGAUGCUGUUUGCUGCAAGUCUCACAUUACUGCUUUGAAGCUUAUGCGCAGCAUUUGGUUGAUGCUGUAUAUUAGGUCGUACUGCUUCGAAGCUUAUGCGCAGCACUUCUUUGAUGCUGUAGGUUAGGUUGUUCUCACUUGGUCUUCUGUUCAACUCGGCUUCCUAAAUCAUGUUCAACUGUGAGGAGGUGGUGUUCUGUCACCUGCGGCAUUGUCUCGAUGCCUUGUGUAAAUGAAGAUCGUAAGUCACAAGUGCAUAGCUUUGUUGCGUUUUUUUUUUUUUUUUGCUACAUUUGGCUACAACCUUGUUUACAAACAAUGUCGCGGAUAUUGUUAAACUGUCUAGGAAUCCUUGCAAUGAAAUCAGCCGCUCACACCCGAGAAAACUGCUGGCGGGCGUUGCGAGUCACUGGCCGUACCUGCACUAAAAAAAAAAAAGAAUGCCGACUCGGUUGUUUUGUUAAAGCCACCAAGUACAACGUCUGGUGUCCGCGUCAGCUGCAGAAUCUCAUAGAAAUCGGGAAAACAGCUGAAACAAGUACGGCUCGUUGGAAGGUUCGCCCUGAAAGGCCCCCCGGUCGUCGAGCAACAGUGCCCACUACUCCGGGGGGGUGCGUGUUGUAGUUGAGCUCUCGUAGCUAGCGGAUGCCAUGUGCUGUUUCACUCUUCUUGACCGUUGUUGUGCGCUGUUUUUCUCCGGAGAGUGUUUCGCAUUUCCCUGCAGUUGUUGGAAAAAAAAAUUCUAUGCCCAGCCCCCCUGUCGUGAGUCGUUGGUGUUGUGGUGGUAAACGAGCGAGCUUUUUUGGAGAGGUCUCGGCGCGCGUCGGACGACCCUGGAGGUUGCGUUGUCGUGUCGCUUAUGUCCCCGUUAAAAAGCUCAUCGGUCCAAUUGCUGUUCAAUCACCAGGCUCGACAGAAUCGCGUUAUGUCAUCACGAUCGUGACGUUUGCGCACUUGGGUCUGUCAUGGUUGCGACAUAUUCUUUUCGUGCAGUUUAGUGCAGCAUUCUGCAAGUCUAAACUGAACGUCUGAAAAUUUCAAAUCGUCUUAAUGUUGCAAAGUAGCAUUAUUUCAAACAUUUUUUUCUAAUUGGAAGCUGUAUGAAUUUGGUUUGAGUUUAGUUGACUCGGAUAGCACUGUGCAGUCAAUUGUGUCAAGCGUGUUGCUAAACCUCGGCUAUAUUUGUUCGACAUUCUUUGCAGAGUACAUAGUUGUCAUUGCUGUUUUGCAAUUUAGUCUAGCAGCAGAGACGGAAAUGGCGCAGAGUUGCCUACAGGGCUAGACGGCCGGUCGAGCGCCUCUCCAAAUGAAUGAAAGAAAGCUGCAUCGUGUUGGCAAGAUAGUCGAGUGGACGAGAUUGUUGUUGUGAGCUAGUCGGUAAGUCACUGCCACUUUUUUCUAAGAUGAAAAAAAAAAAUAAUCCCAAAGCCCACGUUGCACCGCGCUUGUUCUUGCCGACUGGCUAAAAAAAGUCGUGGUUGCGUGUGUUUGGGAGGUCGAGGUGUUCUUUACAAGGUUCUUUUUCCAUAGCAGUGUGUGCUCUGUAAUCGUGUGUGAUCAUCCCCAGUUGUUAAAUUAGUCCUCUAGCUGCAUUCCAAUGUGCAGCCUUGCUGUCGUGCGAUUUAAACCUCUUGACAUGUGUUGCUCGUUCACCCAGUGACCGAUACACAUCCCCAUGCAUAGCUUUUAAUGUUGAAAACAUUUUUGUGCUGUGGUGUAUGCAAUGACACAGGCGCAAAACUGAAUGCAGAAGCUACCGUGUGACAUGUUUGCUUGAUCCACUGCCUCGAAUUCGAUGCGGCGAGUGGGUUACGCUGUCUAAAUAGCCCAAAUGAUGCUCUUUUUAAGCAUCUACAAAUCGUUGGUGUGUACUCUCUUCUUUCGUUCCUGCUGGGUUUGUUGAUCAGUUUUGUACCAAAAUUAUCGUGUGUGAUUGCUGCAAUUGACUUAUAAUCUUUGUGUGUCAUGCAAGUUAAAACUGCAUUGAUUG